Molecule: messenger RNA, 762 nt
Organism: Chironomus riparius
Lineage: Eukaryota; Metazoa; Arthropoda; Insecta; Diptera; Chironomidae
Source: the annotation of a GenBank genome assembly
AUGCUAAAACCCAGCAGAACAUGGCCAACAAUUCUUCAAAAGACCAUGGCUGUUGUACAAUUGAGAUUUGAUGGUAAAUACGCAUAUAGUACGAUAGCGAACAUUAAUCAAUCACAGAAAUCGCAAAUAAUUGAAAAUCAACUAUCAAUAACGAGUGAACGGCAAAUAGAUUUUGAUGAUAAUAAGCAGGAUAUAACGGAAUGUAUGUGUGAGCAUUCAAAAGAUUCCGACGAGAAAUGUAGGUCAUUUGCUCUUAAUGGAUGUUCGACCACAUCAACAUCAGCGUCAUCAAUAACUUGUAAUGGUCGAGCUUAUAAUGGUCACCUUUGUCAUUCUCAUAUGAAUGGACAUUCAUUAAAUUCUGCAAUAUCAUCUCCCACAAUCAAAGUUUGUCUCUGCAACUAUCAUAACAAUAAUAAUAGUAUCAAUAAUAAUCUAACAUAUAAUAAUAACCGGCAGCGAUCUGAAUCCAUUAAGGUGGAAAAUUGGGAUUAUAUAUAUCGUGAGCGACCGUCACCUCAGAAUGGAUUUAGCUGUGAUCAUGGAUAUUUGUCGGGACGAGGUGCACAGAAGCUCGAUACAAUUUUCCGCCACUAUUAUCCCGAGUCUGGUUACGGAUGGAUUAUUUUAAUUGUGGCUGUUAUCGUAGCCAUAAUUACACAGGGAUUUCAGUUGUCUGCAGUUCUUUUUUUACUCCCUGCCGUUGGACGAUUUAAUGCUGACAACAUCGAAUGCCUUGGUGAGUACAAGAAAAAGAUUUAA